CGUUCCACGGUCUUAGGUUAGGUUCGAAAAAUCGUAACUACACAUUGAGUAAUAGACGGAUACGGCGCGGGCUCUUGUGCAUGUAAAGCCGCGUACACGCUUGUAACAUUUGCGCUUAACGUUACCUAACGUGCCCUUCGCACUUACUUGUCUGGUUGUCUGUGCACAGCACCAUCGAUCACGGUGAUUCGUGCCGUACUUUUAACGUUUCCCCUGAUUUUUGUCGUUUCCGAUAUAAACCCGCCUGUACGUAUUAUAUAAACGUGGUAACUGGUUGCAGUUCACCGACCGGUCACUGACUACUUUCAUCCCGUCGUCACUCAGUCGUUGCUCUCUCAAAGUUCGAAUUUCGUUACCCUGUGCUGAUACGUCCUUUACCUAACUCGAAGAUGGAGUUUAAAUGGAUGUUGCUGUGCUUGUCCCUACUAGCCGUGUCCAUAGGUGUCGUGAAGGCUGAAGACGAAAUCGACGCAGACGAAGAGAUGAUUGUUAGCGAGGACCAAGGAUUAGUCGAGACAGAGGGUGAUGAGUCUACAAUCGAAGACUUAGAGCCGACAGAUGCUGACACGUAUUUGCUGUUCACCAAACCAGUGUUCGAGGAAAAAGCCAGCAUUGAAUUACCAGCUGGUCGCUUGUCUGAAUUUCUUGUGGGAUUUACCAAUAAAGGAUCUAAUGAUUUAGUUUUGGAAACUUUGGAUGCUUCACUUCGCUACCCCAUGGAUUUCAAUUUCCACAUUCAAAAUUUCACCACCGUCUUGUUAGAGAAAACCAUUCCACCAGGAUCCCAGGCUACUCUUGGCUAUGCCUUUAUCCCAGCUGAUGCAUUUGCUGGACGUCCAUUUGGACUUAGCAUCAAUCUUGCUUAUAGAGACUAUGAAGGAAAACAAAUGAUUAGUAAAUUAUACAACGAUACUGUUAACAUCAUUGAAGUUGAAGAAGGUUUGGAUGGUGAAACUCUGUUUUUGUAUGUCUUAAUGGCUGCUGCGUGUGUUCUUCUUUUGGUCGGUGGACAACAUUUUCUAUACUCAGUUGGCAAUAAACGCGUUGGUGGUGGUGGUCUGCCAAGUCGCACUAGAGCAAAUUUGGAAACUGGAACAAAAACUAGCAAACAAAUUGAUAUGGACUGGGUUCCUAAGAAUGUUCUCAAUCACCUAAAUAAACAAAAGGCACAAAGUCCGAAGCAAAAACGCGUGAAGAAAAUAGAUUAAUUGAGCA
Molecule: messenger RNA, 1215 nt
Organism: Myzus persicae (green peach aphid)
Lineage: Eukaryota; Metazoa; Arthropoda; Insecta; Hemiptera; Aphididae
Product: translocon-associated protein subunit alpha-like
Exons: 5
Coding region: 390-1208 (272 amino acids)
Cellular component (GO): endoplasmic reticulum; endoplasmic reticulum membrane
Source: RefSeq, a predicted model, not a curated record